Molecule: messenger RNA, 900 nt
Organism: Encephalitozoon romaleae SJ-2008
Lineage: Eukaryota; Fungi; Microsporidia; Unikaryonidae
Product: metal-dependent protease
Exons: 1
Coding region: 1-900 (299 amino acids)
Biological process (GO): protein deubiquitination; proteasome-mediated ubiquitin-dependent protein catabolic process
Cellular component (GO): proteasome regulatory particle, lid subcomplex
Molecular function (GO): metallopeptidase activity; proteasome binding; protein binding
Source: RefSeq, a predicted model, not a curated record
AUGUUCAGUGGGUUUGUUGGGGCCGGUGAUGCGGAGCCGAUGCCAGACACCUCCGAGACUGUACAGAUAUCUUCGCUUGCAUUGUUAAAGAUGCUCAAGCAUGGGAGAGCGGGAAUUCCUCUCGAGGUUAUGGGACUGAUGCUUGGAGAAUUUGUUGACGAAUACACAGUGAAAGUUGUUGAUGUAUUUGCCAUGCCUCAGAGUGGUACAAAUGUCACUGUGGAGUCUGUGGAUCCUAUCUUUCAAAUGGAGAUGAUGAGCAUAUUGAAGGCAACCGGGAGGCAUGAGACGGUGGUAGGGUGGUAUCAUAGCCAUCCAGGGUUUGGGUGUUGGCUAAGUACAGUCGACAUAAGUACCCAGCAGAGCUUUGAGAAACUAUGCAAGAGAGCUGUCGCGGUUGUUGUCGAUCCUAUCCAAAGUGUUAAGGGAAAGGUUGUAAUUGAUGCCUUCAGGCUCAUUGAUAAUCAGUUGGGCGUCCUUGGAGGAGAACCAAGGCAGGUGACCUCUAACAUCGGGUAUCUUAAGACGCCUACGCUUAUAUCCAUAAUCCAUGGCCUUAACAAGCAUUACUAUUCCUUCAACAUAACAUGCAGGAAAAACGAUCUUGAACAGAAGAUGUUGCUGAAUCUUCACAGAAAGACAUGGGCAGACAACCUUAAGCUCAGAAAUAUCAAGAAAGAGAGAGAAAAUGUAUUGAAGCUUAUUGAAAGUUAUGGAAAAGCAUGUAAAGAAGAAAGGAAUCUAACAGGUAAGAACCUUGAUAUGGCUAAAAUAGGUAAAGUGGACUACAGAAGACGGCUUCUUGAGAAGUGUGAAGAAAACAUCAUGGAAAACACCAUCUACAACCUCCUGUACUCUAUCCAUAGGUAUGUCUUCAACCAAUCGGACCACAGUAGCUAG